Messenger RNA from Carassius auratus (goldfish), 9101 nucleotides. Its product is annotated as nuclear mitotic apparatus protein 1-like. The record is from RefSeq and is a predicted model, not a curated record. The transcript has 24 exons. Bases 137 to 8767 code for a protein of 2876 amino acids. Gene Ontology annotation, cellular component: spindle microtubule; spindle pole; centrosome. Gene Ontology annotation, molecular function: microtubule binding. Gene Ontology annotation, biological process: establishment of mitotic spindle orientation. Lineage: Eukaryota; Metazoa; Chordata; Actinopteri; Cypriniformes; Cyprinidae.
GCCAAUGAGAGCGAAGCGUUUCGACCAAUAGCUGUUCAGAUACAGUAAACGACGUGAGUUUGAAUUUGAAAACGUUUCAGCGAGGGAUUCAAUGUUGCAAGCUUACUUCAGCUCACCCUAAAAUCAAGAGUCCGCCAUGAAGUUUGAUAUGAACAAGGCGGGACCGCUUUUGGCAUGGAUAAACACCAUGUUUCCAGACAAGCAGCUCUCGGAGUUCAUUCCCACGAGAGAUGGGUUCACGCUCCUGAAGAUCUGCUUAAAAUUAAGAGGGAUGGAGAGCACUGAGGAUUAUAAGACUUUAUCCCUCUGUAAAAAAGUGGAAAUCAUCUUCAAUGUUUUGCGGGAUGACUUUGACCUCACCCAAAGACAAAGUUCACUCAUCUUACAGAAGAUCAGUGCAGGGACUGACCUGGAGCUCCAGCUGGCCAAGGUGGCGCUUCUGCUUUGUUACUGCACUUUUAAAAAGAGCAUCUUUCUCCCCAUGGAUUCGAAUAUAGAGUCGGAAAUUACAUCCAUGUUUCGUUUUAUCAAAGAUGACGCUGAUGGUCUGUCUUUAGACGAAGGCUUAGAUCAGUUUCUAGACCAAAACUCUGUUAUGAACGUUGUGAACUCCAGCAGUAUGAGCCGUGGCAGCUCUCUGUUAAACACAGAUGACGAGUCUCCGAUCGUGAGCCGGUUCCAGCGGCCUCCUAGAGUUCAGUUUCAAGAGCUUUGCACAGUGGCUUCCAGCUCGGAUCGCUCUCCAGUGCAGGACGUAAUGAGCACCCCACAUUUCCAGUUAAAAAAACUCCGGAAAGACUUGGCACAUGAGGGAGACGUGAGAGACGAGCUGGAGAAAGAACUGGCCGAUCAGAUCAGCAUCAUCUCAGAGAAAGAGGGUCUGAUUUCGCAGUUACAGCACAGGGUGGAGCGCAUGCUGCGGGAACAAGGAGAGCUGGAGAUGGACCAUAAAGCUGCGCUGCUGGAGCUCCAGGAGAAGAACGAGAGUCUUCUCCACAGAGUGCAUGAGGUUCUAAAGCAAUGCCAAGACUUAAAAACAGACAACUCCCAAAAAGAGAGAAAGAUUGAUGAACUGACAGAGGAGAAUGGAACACUUAAUGCACAGGUGCGAAACGCCUUCGCUCAGCUUGCGAGAGCCGAUGAGGAAGUUGCCAAACUCACGAUGGCUCACGAAUUGGCACAAACUGAGUGGAAGAGCAGAAAGGAAUUUUUGGAGAAGGAGUUAAAUGAGGCUGUUACACACAGGGAUUGUCUGAGUGAACAGGUUCAGAUCCUUCAGGGAAAGAUCUCCGUUCUGGAGGAUGAACUCCAGAAAGCUAAAUCUCAAGAGAAAGGAGAGGUUCUGGGGCCCAUCUUGGAGUGGGAGAAGCUUAAACAGGAGUUGGCAGAUCUGACUCUUAAACUCGCCCAGCUUCAGGACACUAUUUCCCAUCUUGAGAAGGAGAAGGCAGAAGUUGAGUCUUUGCUGGCUGAGGAGAGAGGCUCUUUUGAAAAGGAAACCAAAAGACUCCAAAUGGUGGUGUUCGAUCUGGAGCAGUCCAUCAAUAGCAUCCGUUUAGAGAGAGAAACAUUGCAGGAGGCUUUAUGGACACAGAAGGAAAUGCUUACUGCACAGAUAUCGGCUCUGGAAAGUGAUGUUUCUCGCCUACAACAGGUGGAAAUGCAGUUGACGUCAGAGAUAAAAAUCUCUGCUGACCUUCGCCAACAAAGAGAAGAACUGGAGGGGAAGGUUGCCUCUUUAGAUGAGAUGGUUAAUGCUCUUCACGCUGAGAUCCAGGGUUUAGAAGAGGAGAGAGCAUCACAGCAGGAUGCCCUGAAUGCCCUUAUCGUUGACUUGCAAAGCACCAGAGCCACCAUUCAGGAAUAUGAGAAGAAGCUGGAAGAGCAUCAAAAAGUUGUACAAGAAAAUGAAUCCCUGAAAAAGGAGGCAUGCACAUUGCAGCAUGAGCUUGAUGAGCAUCUGCAGACCAGUAGAGACCUUCAGGAGCAAAUACAUAUUCUCAGACAGGAGAAAACUGGGGAGGAGAAUAAAGUUAGUCAGGCUUUGGACAAAAUCGAAAGCCUCCGAAUGCAAAUUCUGGAUCUGUCCGAACAGAUUUCCCUAAAAGAUGAAGAAAUCAGAAAUCUGAGGAAUGAGUAUGACUCUUUAGGCAAUGAAUUAAAGCUUGUGAAGGAACAAAAUAUUGAGAUUAACGAAAUGAUCAGAUCAAAUCGCAAAGAGCAUGAGGAGACUGUUAAGAAACUUCAGCAAGAGCUUGACUCUGCUUCUUCAACUGCUUUAGAAAAACAAGAAGAAAUGCUGGUUCUCUCAGUGGAGGUAACAUCUCUUAAAGAGCAGAUCUGUCGUUACAGUGAAAAUGAAGUGCAAAAACAACAAGAAUUGUCUUUUUUAGAGGCACAGCACAAUGUGUUAAAGGAAAACAUGACAUCUAUUCAGAACCAGUUGGCUGAGGUGACCGCUACAGCUUCACAGAAGGAAUCUGAGCUCCACUUGCUUCAGCAGGAGCUUUGCCAUCAAGAAACCCUCAGAGAAAAAGCUCAGGAUCUUGAGAAAGCCAGACGCGAGGAGCUUGAGAGGACCGUGAGUGAACUUCAGGCCACAAUCCUAGAGGUCAACUCUCUUGUCUCACAGAAAGAAGCUUACCUAAGUUCUCUUCAAGAUGAGAUGAAGGAUCAGCAGUUGAGGGCCAAACAGUGUGAAGAUGAUCUACGCAAUGAGCUGAAGGAGAAGGUUGGAAAUCUACAGGAACUUCUAGACACUGCUAAUCGUGAUGCUGCAGACAAAGACCACCUUCUGCAAUCUUUGAAUCAGAAGCUGAAGCAGAUUGAAUUGCUGUGCCAACAGAAAGAGAAAGAUGUCAUUGAUAUACAUCAAGUGAAGGAAGACCAGGAAAAGAGGAUUACCGAACAAAAACAACUACUGGAUGAGUACCAGCAGAAUUUAGAAAUCUUGAGAAAAGAAAAAGACGAUCUCUCCACUCAAGGAUCAUCUCUCCGAGAGGAAAUCUGCCGUUCCCAGAAAGAAAUGUCUGUGUUACAGGCUGACCGCGACGUUUUGAAGGAAAAUCUGGCUGCUCUUCAGUAUCAGAUGGUGGAGCUGACAACCACAGUUUCCCAAAAGGAAUCUGAGCUCCUCUUGCUUCAACAGGAGCUUUCCUAUCAAGAGACCCUGAGAGAAAAAGCUCUGGAGCUUGAGACAAUCAAACGUAAAGAGUUUGAGAAAAAAGUGAGUGAGCUUCAGGCCAAAAUUCUAGAGGUCUCCACUCUCGCCUCUCAAAGAGAGGCUCAAGUAAUUUCCCUUCAAAAUGAGAUGAAGGAUCAACAGAUGCUUGCCAAACAGUCUGAAGAAGAUCUUCGCAGAGAGCAGGAAGAGAAAGUUGGCACCCUUCAAGGAGAACUAGAUAUGGUCAAUCGUUGUGCUGCGGAUAAAGAAAAACUGCUGGGCUCUUUGGAUCAAAAGCUUAAAGAGAUGGAAGAGCUUUUGCUUCAAAAAGAGAAAGAUGUCCUAGAAACACAUCAGGCAAAGGAGGAGCUGGAGAAGACGAUUGUUAAACUUCAUGUUGACAAUCAAGAGCUUUCCGAGCGCCUGCAGAAUCAGGAAAUAUUGAGGAAGGAAAGAGACCACUUGUCAACUGAAGUAUCCUGUCUUAAAGAUAAAAUUUGUGGCUACCAGGACACUGAAGUGCAGAAGCAACAGGAGAUAUCCGUUUUAGAGGCUGAACGCAACACAUUUAGGGAGAAAAUGGAUGCCCUUGAGAAGAAAUUGAUGGAGGAAACAACUGCAGCUUCACAGAAGCAAUCUGAACUUUUCUUGCUUAAAGACAAGGUUCACCAACAAGAGAUCCUUAGAGAAAAGGAUCAGGAACUUGAGACUGCCAAGCGUGAGGAACUUGAGAGAAUGGUUAGUGAACUUCACGUUAAAAUCCUAGAGGUCUCCACAUUAGCCUCCGAAAGGGAGGCUUGUGUUAAUUCUCUUCAAGAUCAGUUGACGGAUCAGUUGAAGGCUAAACAGUCUGAAGAUGAUCUCUGUAGUGUGCUGAAAGAAAAGGUUGAGAGCCUUCAGGGACAAUUGGAAACUGCCAGUCGAGACAUCUCAGACAAAGACCAACUUCUGCAGACUUUGGAUCAGAAGCUGAAGCAGAUGGAUCUGCUGUGCCAACAAAGAGAGAAAGAUGUCCUUGAUAUGCAUCAGGUAAAGGAUGACAUGGAGAAGAAAAUUGGUGAACUUGUUGUUGAGAAACAACAGCUGCUGGAGUACCAGCAGACUUUGGAAAUGGUGAGAAAGGAAAGAGACAUUCUGUCAACUGAAAUAACCUCUCUCAAAGAUGAAAUCCAAAAUUACAGGGAAAUGCAAGUGCAGAAGCAACAAGAGAUUUCGUAUUUAGAAGCUGAGCACAACACAUUAAAAGACAACUUGGCUUCUCUUAAGACGCAAGUGAUGGAGCUGACAACUACAGCUUCUCAGAAGGAAUCUGAGCUUCUGUUGCUUCAAAAUGAGGUUUGUGAUAAAGAGAACAUUGAAGAAAAGUCUCAGGAGCUUGAGAAAGAUGUAAGUGAACUUCAGGCUAAAAUCCUGGAGGUCUCCACUCUUGCUUCUGAGAGGGAAGCCCAAAUAAGUUCUCUUAAAGAGGAAAUAAAUGAUCAGCAAUUAAGGGCCAAACAGUCUGAAAAUGAUAUCCGCAGAGUGCUAGAAGGUAGGAUUGAAACCCUACAGAAACAACUGGAAACUACAAGUUGUGACAUUACAGACAAAGAUCGUCUUUUGGAGUCCUUGGAUCAGAAGCUGACACAGAUUAAUUUGAAUUGCCAGCAAAAGGAAAAAGAUGUCAUUGAAAUGCAACACUCAAAGGAAGCCCUGGAGAAGAGGAUCGGUGAGCUUCUUGUUGAGGAACAACAAAAACUUGAAAAGUACCAGCAGAAUUUGGAAACUGUGAGAAAAGAACGAGAUCACCUAUCAACUGAAGUAAGCUCUCUCAAAGAUGAAAUCCAAAGUUACCAGAAAAAUGAAGUGCAGAAGCAACAGGAGAUGUUUGUUUUAGAGGCUGAAUACAACACAUUAAAGGAGAACUUGGUUGCUCUUAAAAUUCAAGUGGUCGAUUUGACAACUUCAGCUUCUCAAAAGGAAUCCGAGAUUCAGAUACUUAAAAAGGAGGUUUGUGAAAACGAGAACCUUAGAGAAAGGGAUCAGGAGCUUGAGAAAGAUGUUAGUGAACUUCAGGCUAAAAUUCUAGAGGUCACUACUCUUGCUUCUGAGAAGGAAGCACAAAUAAGUUCUCUUAAAAAUGAAAUAAAUGAUCAGCAGUUAAGGGCCAAACAGUCUGAAGAUGAUCUACGAAGUGUGCUGGAAGAGAAGAUUGAAACCCUUCGUGGAGAAUUGGAAACUGGCAGUCAUGCCGUCUCCGACAAAGACCAACUUCUACAAACUUUGGAUCAGAAGCUGAAGCAGAUGGAUCUGCUGUGCCAAGAAAGAGAGAAAGAUGUCCUUAAUAUGCAUCAUGUAAAUGAUGACUUGGAGAAGAAGAUUGGUGAGCUUGUUGUUGAGAAACAACAGCUGCUGGAGUGCCAGCAGAAUUUGGAAAUGGUGAGAAAGGAAAGAGACAUUCUGUCAACAGAAAUAACCUCUCUCAAAGGUGAAAUCCAAAAUUACAGAGAAAUUGAAGUGCAGAAGCAACAGGAGAUUUCAUCUUUAGAGGCUGAGCACAACACAUUAAAAGACAACUUGGCUGCUCUUAAGACACAAGUGAUGGAGCUGACAAUUGCAGCUUCUCAGAAGGAAUCUGAGAUUACGUUGCUUCAAAAGGAGGUUUGUGAUAAAGAAAACUUUAAAGAAAAGGCUCAGGAGCUUGAGAAAGAUGUAAGUGAACUUCAGGCUAAAAUCCUGGAGGUCUCCACUCUUUCUUCUGAGAGGGAAGCACAAAUAAGUUCUCUUAAAAAGGAAAUAAAUGAUCAGCAGUUAAGGGCCAAACAGUCUGAAAAUGAUCUCUGCAGAGUGCUGGAGGAGAAGAUUGAAACCUUACAGAAGCAACUAGAAACUACAAGUUGUGACAUUACAGAUAAAGAUAAACUUUUGGAGUCCUUGGAUCAAAAGCUGACACAGAUGAAACUUAAUUGCCAGCAAAAGGAGAAAGAUGUUCUUGAGAUCCAACACUCAAAGGUAGACCUGGAGAAGAGAACUGAUGAGCUUCUUGUUGAGAAACAACAAAAACUUGAGGAGUACCAGCAGAAUUUGGAAACCGUGAGAAAGGAACGAGAUCACCUAUCAACUGAAGUAACCGCUCUCAAAGAUGAAAUCCGAAAUGAUCAGGAAGAGAAAGUACAGAAGCAACAGGAGAUUUUAGUUUUAGUGGCUGAACACAACACAUUAAAGGAGAAUCUGGCUUCUCUUAAGAUGCAAGUGGUGGAGUUGACAACUUCAGCUUCUCAAAACGAAUCCGAGGUUCAGAUGCUUAAAAAGGAGGUUUGUGAAAACAAGAACCUUAGAGAAAGGGCUCAGGAGCUUGAAAAAGAUGCUAGUGAACUUCAGGCUAAAAUCUUAGAGGUCUCUACUCUUGCUUCGGAGAGGGAAGCUAAAUUAAAUUCUCUUAAAGAUGAAAUAAAUGAUCAGCAGUUAAGGGCCAAACAGUCUGAAGAUGAUCUCCGCAGAGUGCUGGAAGAAAAGAUUGAAACCCUUCAGGAACAAUUGGAAACUUCCAGUCGUGGCGUCUCAGACAAAGACAGAGUUCUGCAGUCUUUGGAUCAGAAACUGAGGAAGAUGGAACUGCUGUGCCAACAAAGAGAGAAAGAUGUCCUUGAGAUGCAUCAGGCUAAAGAGGACCUAGAAAAGAGGAUUGUUGAGAUUAAUGUCGACAAACGUCAACUUGAUGGGUACCAGCAGAGUUUGGAGAUGCUGAAGCAAGAAAAGGACCAACUGAGUUCUCUCAAGGAGACUCUCCAGAGGGAGUGUGACGCCUCCCAAAAGAUUCGAGCUGAGCUGGAGUUGAUGGUAAAAGAGCAAAAUGUUUCUAUCCUUGCUCUUAAAAAGGAUUCUCAAAAGUGUGAGGAAAAGAAUCAGGAACUCCUGGAGCAGCUGAAGACCAAGUCAGAAGCAGUAGAACACUACAAAGCACAGGUGGAGAAGGCCAAGAAUCACUACAAUGGUAAAAAGCAGCUGCUGGUGGAAGCUCAGGAGCUCAACAAAGCUCUCGAGCAGUCGUUGGAGGCCAGCAAGAGGGAAGUCAAAGAUCGGGAGGUGGAACUGGCAUUGGCUCGCAUUGAACUAGACCAGGCGCACACCAAAGAGAAGAAACUUGCGGCCAAAGUGAAAAGCUUACAGGCACAAGUGGACUUUGCUGACAGGCAACUGCGAGAGAAGAGGACGAUGACGGAUGACAAAGAGAACAUGAGAAACAGAGAAAGUCUGUACAUCAGAGUCCCAGAAAAACGGCAGGACACGAGUACAGACAGCUUGGAGUUUGAGCUGAAUGAUUCACUCAAUGCUAACAGUCAUUCUGCAGUACCGGGUGAGUCCAGCACUCCACUGGUUCGUAGCUCUGAGCGCUUGGCUGCUAAACGUCGUGCCUUGGGGGCCGAAUCCCUGGAGACUCUUUACUUCACGCCUUUGAGUCAACAAGGCAAAAUGCGUAAAGGGUCCCACCAUGAUGCCUUUGAACACAAACUAGAGUCCAGCAUCACUUCCAUUGACGAUUUUGCAGUUGACUCUGCAAAGAAGUUGACCGCUUCGGCUCGAAGGCGACAUACUACGCAAGUUAUCAACAUCACCUUGGCUAAGGCAUCAGGAAGUGCUGAAGAAGAGGAGUCGUUUUCUAGUCUGCACUCUGCCCGAUCUCAGCCCAACUUGGCAGUUCAGCAUUCACGGCCGUUCUCCAUGGACUUCUCUGAGGAAAGUGCUGCAACUUUAUCGAAAGCAGACACCCUUCAGAAUCUGCCUGGAUACCGCAGAAGCACCGUGCAAAACGUUAACCCACCAAGGGCCACCAGUACAUUCUGUAUUGGCGCAGAGAAUGAACCAGAACAUGUUUCUGACGACUGGAUGCGCAUCGCAGAAUUGCAGACACGAAACAAAGCCUGUCUGCCCCACUUAAAGAGCAGCUACCCGCUGGAGUCCAGGCCUAGUCUGGGUCCCUCGUUCACCGUAACGGACGAGGACCUGCGUUUGGGAGACCCGGAUGAGACGAUCCGACGUGCGUCCAUGAUGCCAAGUCAGAUCCUGGAGUCCCUGAACUCUCGCCGCUUCUCUCUUGCACCGAGCUCGAGCCAGAGCUCAGCAAACUCCCAGCCUCAGCGUGCCACCAUGUUGCCGGGUCAGAUCCGGUCCAGCACUGCUGCUCACCGGGCCGCUCAGCUCACAAAAACAAGCUCACGUGCUUCAGAAAGUAAACGCAGCCCAUUGGCUCCCAAACGGCCUGGAUCCCAACUGCAAGGUCCAGACACACCUGAGACAAAGAAGUUGGCAAGUUGCUUCCCACGACCAAUGACACCUAAAGCCAGGUUCGGCAACAGUCAAAACAGACCUCCAAAGUCACCGGCCGAGCGAAGGCAAUCUCUGAUGUUCACUGUUGAAAAUACUCCAAAGAACAGCGGUCGUGGUGACAGCAGGCUCCAGCGUGGGCUCAACAAGCUGCGUAACAGCGCACGCAAAUCUCCCGCCGUGGCCAGUCGUGCCCUGCGUUCGGCGAUGGGUGCCAAGUCUCCUCUGGACUCCACUCGGAGAAAAUCUCCCCGAAACAAGUCGCCCAAAUCCUCCAAUGCCAAAAAGGAAACACAGUGACUUGCUGCGCUGCUGAUCUAUGCCUAAGUAUUUAACUAUGAAGUUCAGGGUUAAGGUUUAAAUUGGAGGAUUCAACUGCAAAGUCAUCAGUUCCCUUUUUCUUUUUUAUUUGUUUAUCUUUUCUCUUUUUAAUUAAGUUAUUUUUAUUAUGGGAUGCAGUGGUCAUAAUUACUGUCCUGUUUAUGUUACUGGUUGUAUAAUAUUUAAAUGUAUUCCUUGUACUGUAAUAAAGUCUUCUGUAUCAAAUCUUUGACAGGUUUAUCAGCCAUUACUACAUAGAAGCAGUUUAUGUAUGAUUAUAGAAAACUUUCUAUUAAAAGUUUAUAUACAUCAA